Messenger RNA from Sitophilus oryzae (rice weevil), 594 nucleotides. RefSeq names its product protein atonal-like. The record is from RefSeq and is a predicted model, not a curated record. The transcript has a single exon. Gene Ontology annotation, molecular function: protein dimerization activity. NCBI's taxonomy places the organism in Eukaryota, Metazoa, Arthropoda, Insecta, Coleoptera, Curculionidae. Bases 1 to 594 code for a protein of 197 amino acids.
AUGUACAAGGCGACCAGUGACUACCGCCGCGCUACGUCUUCGUCGGACGGGUGCCCCUCGCCCCGGAUUUCAUCCCCUGAAAGUCACUACGCGCUGACCAGCCCACUGUCCACCGCUUCAGACCCUGGGAUGUCCUCCCAGCCUUACACACCGAACUACUUCGACCCCAAGAACUCACAUCACACUUGGGGCAGCCACCACGACUUCUACGGUGAGAAUAAUAACGUCUACAAGUACUCGAACAGCUCCAGAUAUGAAUCUGGGUCGGGAAGAUCUUCUGGGAGCUUCAGGUCAACCCAGGAAGACUUCUACAAGGCUGGACUGGAGUCGAAGUACUUGACAAAUAAAAACAAGACUUUGGAUAAGAAAAAUGUCAAUUCUGCAGCUCCUGUUGGUGUGGAAGUGAUGAAAAAACGUAGACUAGCUGCUAACGCUCGUGAAAGACGAAGAAUGAACAGUUUGAAUGAUGCUUUCGAUAGGUUAAGGGACGUGGUGCCUAGUUUGGGAAAUGACAGGAAGUUGAGCAAGUUUGAGACGUUACAAAUGGCACAAACUUACAUAGCUGCCCUUCACGAACUUUUACAGAGGGAUUAG